Messenger RNA from Cyprinodon tularosa, 2956 nucleotides. It is a transcript of the gene hoxa9a, whose product is annotated as homeobox A9a. The record is from RefSeq and is a predicted model, not a curated record. The coding region runs from base 1313 to 2080 and encodes 255 amino acids. Gene Ontology annotation, biological process: DNA-templated transcription; regulation of transcription by RNA polymerase II; embryonic skeletal system morphogenesis. Gene Ontology annotation, cellular component: nucleus. The transcript has 2 exons. Gene Ontology annotation, molecular function: DNA-binding transcription factor activity, RNA polymerase II-specific; RNA polymerase II cis-regulatory region sequence-specific DNA binding. NCBI's taxonomy places the organism in Eukaryota, Metazoa, Chordata, Actinopteri, Cyprinodontiformes, Cyprinodontidae.
CACGAUAGAUAAUAAUUAAUUAAUUUAUUUAAAAAAAUCAGUACAUUAAACAAAAACUAAAGGACUAUUUAUGGGUCGCCACCCGUCUUUAAUUGAGGCCUUCUUUAUUUAGUUAAACAAUUAUAAAAAUUAUUAUUUGAAAAGUUGAAUGUGUAGAAAGUAAGAGCCUGCGCCUCAGUUGUUUCCUACCCCGUGAAUCAAUGAAUUGCUUACGAAAUUAUACCUUUUUCUUUAGUUUAACACAUUUAUUUACUAAAUCGGCGUCAUCUAACUGACUAGAUAAAAAUAAACCCAAACAAACUGUUAGAGGAAAAUAUCUCACCACCUUUUCCUUUAAUAUUAUGUUCCCAAUCCCUUAUUUAUAUUUAAAAAGCGGCUUUGAAUUAAUAGAAUGAUAAACCUUAGAAUAAAAAAAAUGUAGAAUUUCCUUAAAAUUUAAAUCCUUUCUUUAAAAGUUACUAAAGUCAUAAUAAAAUUAGGGAGCAAUAAUAAAAUUACUCGUGAAACGUAGGUUUAAAAAUAUCCUGCACCAUUGAAUAAUAAUAAUUAUAAUAAUAUAAUUUCUAAAAUUUGUACAACAACCAAUGAAGCUCCGAUAGGAAAGAAAAUAAAACAAAUAAAAAAACUCGCACAUUGGAAGAUAUUUCCCUGAGCUCACGGAGUCCAAAUAAAAACAGAGCGUAAUGUGUUUUGCUUGUAAUUUAUCAUCUCACUACUUCAGUAUUCUAGUUGCAAAGUUCCUAUUUAAUACGCUGGAUUUUUUUGUUAAUGUGUUUUGGAUACCUGCAGCAGCGGGGCGCUUACUUGUCCAAUAAAAUAUCUCGUAAAAUAAGCUUUCCAAAUACAUAUUGUAACGUUUUGGAUAACUAAGCAAAGGAUUUGAAUGGCUGUAAGUAGCACUGUUAUUGUUGACUUUUCUUUUUUUUUAAUAUUCAUUCAUAAUUUUAUCUCUUUCUCUGCAGAUGUCCAAAUCCUGAUCAUUUAUAAAAAACAGUGCUUGUUAUAGCUGAACAGGCUGAGUAUUUAAUGACUGCAAGGAUUGAUUUAUCUUUUAUUGUUCAGCUUUAUGAUCACGUGUCUCAGCUGCCCAAUGGCAUGGCUCCUUGGCUCCCCAUUACUUUCCUCACUGUAGUUCUCCGUGCAUGGGGCCAAGUUGCUACUUGAUUUCUCCACAUUGUUAUUUUGUGAGGCUGCGCUUUACUGCGCGUGCAUAUAUGUGUGUGUGCUUUGGGGAAUGUGUGCUUUUUGUUUUCUUAUGCUUGUAUCUUAUUGUAUGACUGCGUACAUGUAAAAUCGGUCUAAUUUCCCUGCCAUGUCGACGUCCGGAGCGCUCACGAGCUACUACGUCGAUUCCCUCAUCCUAGCCGAGAGCGAGGAGCUCUCCGCCCCGAGGUACCCUCCCGGUGCCGGGCUCCAGCACCCGAGACAGCCCGCCUCUGUGGUGGAUCACAGCGAACUCGGUAAUUGCGCCUUCCCGUCCAAACCUCCCGUGUUCGGGCCAUCAUGGAACCACGUCCCAGCUCAGUUCCCAGGCACCGUCUCCUCAGUUUAUCACCACUACGGACAUCCGCAAGGCCCGAUGGGCGCGGAAACAGACGGCCGCUACCAGUCCUGGCUCCUUGAGCCAGUCUCUAUGCCCGGAUUACCGACGAGCCACCACCAUUACGCCAUCAAACCGGAGGGUCUGGGAACGCCGCCGGGAUCGCACACGACGCUACUGCUCUCCGAAUACACCAACGGCACAGUAGCGACACCGUCACCCGGAGAGAAGGACGAGCUGUCCGCGCAAGGAGGCGAGCUGAGCGCAGAUGGAGAGGACAAGCCGGGCCUGGACCCAAAUAAUCCUGUGUCCAACUGGCUCCACGCCAGCGCCACGAGGAAAAAACGCUGCCCUUACACCAAGCACCAGAUCCUGGAGUUGGAAAAGGAGUUCCUCUUUAACACCUACCUGACCAGGGAUCGCAGGUACGAGGUGGCUCGGCUGUUGAACCUCACCGAGAGACAGGUCAAAAUCUGGUUCCAGAACCGCAGGAUGAAGAUGAAGAAAUUUAACAAGGACGGCGCGCCGAAAGACGAAUGAAAAGCGCGCAGAUUGGCCUAGGAUUACUUUUGGGCUGUGAGCAGAAUCAGCUGGACAUCUGUUUUUUUUAAACUAUCUUGUCUUACUGUACAAUAUUACAUCUUCAAGGAUUAUUUGUCAAGUAAAGGAAAAAAAGCAUGUGGGAGAUUAGUUUGAUGCUACUACCUUUAAAUUGCACAAUUUUGACAGUUCCCAUUGUUUUCCUUUGUUUGUUUUUAAUUGUCUACGUUGAUUUCAAUUAAUACCUCGUUAAAGUGUUAUAUUAGUUGGCCUGCUCCUUUAAAUAUGCUUGGUUGUGUAAGGAUGUUCCUAGCUAAGAGAGAGUGUGUGUGUGUGUGUGUGUUUGUCUGUGUGUGUGUGUGUGUGCUACGUUUAGUUAUAAUUUGUUGUCUACACGUAUAGUUUGUGGAAGAAAUGUGUAAACUUUGUUGUUUAUCCGUAAGUGAUAGAGCUAUGACAGAUGACCAUGAAUUUGAUACUAACUAUAGAACCGUAGGGGUGGGGUGGGGGGUGGGAAUAGCUCGCAUUUGUGUCUAAAACGCUCAGAUUUCUAGAAAGAUUCCUAAAAUAUCUUAUCACAGGUAUCAUUACUAUCAUUGACUACCUAUAUAUUUCAACUACCUACAAUAUGUUUGUUUUUCUUUAGGCGUCAGAUCAAAAGUAGGGUUGCUAUCACUGUAUAAACACGUUUGACUGAAUUUCAGGGACUGACAUUUUCCAAUUAAGGGACACCAUGUUUGUUAGUGGGAGCAGAGGAAACGCUGUAGGCUGCUCACUGAAUACCUCGCACGAUCUGCUGACCGGCUGACGUUUGGUCAUACAUGUAAUUUGUAUUAUUUAUUAAAAUAAAACAAAUUAUAUCUUCAAAGCACGGAA